AAAAGUAUAACGAAACUAGUAUGCUAUGGUUGGCAGGCCCAGGCCCCCCAGUAAUGGCGUAUGACGUCGACGGAACUGUGAUUGUGGGUCACAGUCGCACACCCACCCAUCCUUCCUGCCACAACUGCUUGAGGCUCUAGGCUCGGCACGGCUCCAUUUCUGUGUGCGUUGUGUGUCGUGGAGGGGGAUGGCAUGGCUGAGAUUGUAUUGAGGGGGACGUGAGGAUGCGUGUGUAGGAUUGGAAAAAUUGCCUGCCAUACAUCCGACAACCGACAACAACAGCUACAAUGGCGAAAGUAUAAUGAGUGCAAUUUUUGUAAAUGAAAGUAAAAUGAACAUAAAGACAGACGGCCGAGAGAACUGAUAGACGUGUUUUUGCAUUGAGUAAAGUAAGACCGACGAGCAAGUCAAACAGAGGAAGCACGCGCCGGGGUGCAGACGGUGACGGUUUGACUUCGAGUACGAUUUCGGUGAGAGAAUUGAGAGACAAUCAGGAUGAGGUCCACCGGCGUGGCAUUGGAGAACGACGAGGAUGGCGAGGGUGGGCAGGAACAGGACCACCAUGAGGGCGAUCCGCGUCCAUUUCCGUACGACUUUGAACAGGAGUUGAUCAGAAAGUCCAACAGGCAUAUACGCCUCUAUAAUGCCUUCGUACCGGUUAGCAAAGAGUAUAUGCUGACUCGUAAAUUCUACGCCGAGUACGAGCAGCGGAAGCCGGCGAAACCCCUGCGCUUUCUGCGCUACACCCAACCGGAGAGACAGCUGGAGCGGCAGAGGCAGCUGGGCUUGGGGACUCCUCUGCUGGAAUCGCAGAUGUACGGCUGGCUGCCAGUGCAGGGUCAAAAAUGCGCCCUAGAACUAAAUUUCCUGCAUGCCCCAAAAAUGCGCUGCAGCAUGACGAUCCAUGGCGAAAACCUGAUGGCGGAGCGCAUCACCGAGCGUCCUACAUUCAAUGGACUGCGCUUUUUGCUACACUAAACUAAA
This is a messenger RNA of Drosophila obscura, 984 nucleotides long. RefSeq lists its product as uncharacterized. The coding region runs from base 496 to 978 and encodes 160 amino acids. Lineage: Eukaryota; Metazoa; Arthropoda; Insecta; Diptera; Drosophilidae. The record is from RefSeq and is a predicted model, not a curated record. The transcript is spliced from 2 exons.